AUGGAAUUUAAUGCUACUAUGGAGCGUUAUGAAACAGGAGGUGAUAAUUUUGGACAACAUCAACAUUUUAGCUCAGCAACUAUUGCUAUACGUGCUCAAAAAAAGAUUCUUUCCAAAAUUAUUUCAAGGAAUAAUGUGAAGCUAUUUGUGGAUGAUACAACUAUUCGUUUAUUCGAUCAUCUUUAUCAAAUUCUCAAGACAGCAUACAAUAAAACGAUCGCUGAGAAGGUGGUGAAAAAUAUUAUCAAACUUAUUGUCAAGUUAGGUGUAGUAAUGCGAAAUGAGCAACUUACCAUGGAACAACAAAAUCAACUUGCAAAAAUUCAACGACAAAUGCGCCAACUUUGUCUUACAGUUAUUUCAUUUGGUAAAGUAGCAUUCUCAUAUGAUUAUGCAUAUUUGAAUGCAUUACUCAAGGAAACCUAUCGUCGUUUACUACCACUAAUUGAACAGAUCCUUAGUGGCAAAUCCAAACAACGCUUAGAUAUGAUUUUUGAACAUCUAUGUAAGAAUUCGGUGUUGGAUUCACUCUUUCGUGUAGAUGGCGAGCACUGGAAGCUUCUUCCGAAUGUUGUAACGGAUCUCGAAGUACUCAUUGACACAAAAGAAUUGUAA
Molecule: messenger RNA, 615 nt
Organism: Acanthocheilonema viteae
Lineage: Eukaryota; Metazoa; Nematoda; Chromadorea; Rhabditida; Onchocercidae
Source: the annotation of a GenBank genome assembly